GCGCCAUCUGGUGAACAAUUUUUCCCAGUUUGCUGAUUCACGAUCUUGGAACGGAACCCUCGAAUUUUAAUUUGGGCCUCCCAUUUUCGGAAGAUUCUUCGAGAUGACAUCGUAUCCAAAGUUCCGUAAGGACGAAGGGGCAGUCGAUGAGUACCAUGGUCAGAAGGUGGCUGACCCAUACGUGUGGAUGGAAGACCCAGAUAGUGAGGAGACAAAGGCCUUUGUUGAUGCACAGAACAACAUCACAAUGCCAUUCCUAGAGAAGAUGGAUGUUAGACAACCAUUUCAUGAUAGAUUGAAGGGGUUAUGGGACUUUCCCAAGUAUGGAUGUCCAUUCAAGCGCGGAUCACGUUACUUCUACUUUUACAACACCGGUCUCCAAAACCAAAGUGUGAUGUAUGUACAGGACUCCUUAGAAGCAGAAGCCCAGGUAUUCCUUGACCCAAACAAGCUCUCGGAGGAUGGUACUGUAGCCUUGAGAGGGCGGGCUUUCUCAGAAGAUGGAGAAUACUUUGCUUAUGGACUAAGUAAGAGUGGCUCUGAUUGGGUUACUAUCAAGGCAAUGAAAGUGGAUGGAGCUCAGCAACUUCCUGAUACCCUGGAGAGAGUCAAGUUUAGUAACAUUGCAUGGACACAUGAUAACAAAGGCUUCUUCUACAGCAGGUUUCCAGAUUCUGAUAACAAGGCUGAUGGUACGGAAACAUCAACUAACGUCAAUCAGAAGUUGUACUAUCACGUUCUUGGUAACGACCAAUCACAGGAUGUCAUGUGUGCAGAGUUUCCCGAUAACCCAAAAUGGAUUGUAGGAGCUGAAGUGAGUGAUGAUGGAAGAUAUUUUCUUCUGACCAUCUCAGAGGGAUGUGAUCCGGUCAACAGACUCUACUACUGUGACAGAGAAUCCCUACAGGAUGGGAUAAAUGGUGUUCUUCCAUGGGUGAAGCUUGUAGAUAAUUUUGAUGCUGAAUAUGAAUACAUCACCAACGAAGGAACACUCUUUACAUUCAAGACCAAUCUAAAGGCACCCAAAUACAAACUCAUCAACAUUGACUUUACUAAACCCGACAUGGAGAAUUGGAAAGAUCUUGUUUGUGAGUCUGAGACUGAUGUUCUUGAAUGGGCAGCAUGUGUCAAUCAAACUAAACUUGUUCUAUGCUAUCUACAUGAUGUAAAGAACAUCCUCCAACUGAAUGAGCUAUCAUCGGGACAGAAUGUCACUACGUUUCCUCUCGAUGUUGGGACAAUUACAGGAUACUCAGGACGGAAGAAGGACACCGCAAUUUUCUACCAAUUCACCUCGUUCCUUACACCUGGUAUUAUUUACCAUUGUGACCUCACUGCCACGACCCUUGACCCUUCAGUCUUCAGACAGAUAGAGGUCAAAGGUUUUGAUCCAAGUGCCUUUGAAACGACCCAGGUGUUCUAUACUAGCAAAGAUGGUACCAAAAUACCCAUGUUCAUAGUACACAAGAAGGGAUUAGAGAAGACUGGAGAUCAUCCUGUUCUUCUCUAUGGCUAUGGUGGCUUCAAUAUAUCCAUCACUCCAAGUUUCAGCGUAUCUAGAAUUGUAUUCAUACAGAACCUAGGAGGUGUUCUAGCUGUACCCAAUAUACGAGGGGGAGGAGAGUAUGGAGAGACCUGGCAUAAAGGAGGCAUGUUAGCAAACAAGCAGAAUGUUUUUGAUGACUUCCAGUGGGCUGCCAAAUACCUCAUUGACAACAAGUAUACUUCACCACAGAAGAUUGCAAUCAAUGGUGGAUCCAAUGGAGGACUUCUUGUAGGAGCGUGCAGUAAUCAAGCUCCAGAGCUUUUUGGUUGCGUCAUAUGCCAAGUUGGGGUGAUGGACAUGUUAAAAUUCCACAAGUUUACAAUUGGUCAUGCUUGGACUACAGACUUUGGCUGUUCUGAUAAGAAGGAAGAAUAUGAUUGGCUUAUCAAGUACUCCCCUCUUCACAACAUCAAAUGUCCCGAGGGUAACACCCAAUAUCCCAGCAUCCUGUUGUUGACAGGUGACCAUGACGACCGUGUAUCUCCACUCCAUUCCCUCAAAUACAUCGCUACUCUUCAAGAGAUAGUUGGAUCAUCUGAGAAACAGAAGAACCCUCUUAUGAUCCGCAUUGAUACCAAGUCUGGCCAUGGCUUUGGCAAACCAACAGAGAAAGUGAUUGAGGAAUAUUCAGACAUAUAUGCCUUCAUUGCAACCUCUGUCAGUGCUACCUGGAGAGAUUAAAGAUGUUUCAUAUGUACUGUCACAUUUACAUUGGCCAAGCCUCAAGAUGUAAUCAAAGUGUGUGUAUAUGUGUUGUUGACCUAUAUGAUAUCAAAGUGUCACAAAUUCCAUUUUCCCGGCAGUGCCUACCACAUAAAGUGAAUCUUAAUGUGCAAAUGGUAAAGAACACUUCUGUGUAAUGGAAACUCAUGUUAGAUGUUUAGUAUUGACUGUAAGAUAGAGUAUUUUUGUGACAUAUUGGCUGUGGAUCAGGGUAAGCAAAUUUUUCUGUUUUGUUUUCUCAAUGCUUGGAGUGUGUACUGAAUGAACAACCGGAGACCAUUUCUUUUAGUCCUUCAUAUAUUUUAGAUAUACUUGGAUGUGUAUAGUGCCUUUCUGGAUGUACAUGUAGGUUGCUUUCUAAAUCAUAAAAAAGAAUCAUCCAGCCAUCAAACACAUGUUUGUUUGUUUUUACAAGUGAAAAACAAAGUCUUUCGUCUGAGUCUUAUGAAAAGUAAUGUGUUUGUAAAAGUUGUUGGGCCCGUUUCAUAAAGACUUACAAUUAUCAUAACUUCCUUUAUUUUGAUUGGCUGCGGAGCCUUGUACCAUGGUAGUUAACACAAUGGCAUAUUUACCAUAAUCCUAUAAAGUCCUUUAUGCAUUGGGCCCCCGUAUCCCUAUCCCAUCCCAAUUAGUACACAAGGUUGAUGAAUAAUGUUUGUUUCUUUUUCAAAAGUGUUGAUAUAAGAAUAUCCUGUGCUCAGAUUGAUUUUCUUACAAAUCUGAAGGUAAAUUGCCAAUUUGUCUACUUCCAGCUCGUCUACUCACCACAUGGUCUACUUUCAUUUAGUCUAAUGCCAUUCCAUCAAUCAACAUUUUGUUUAACAGCCAUUUGGUCCAAUCAUCAGUUCGUCUAAUCACCAUUUCGUCUAUGACCAUUUCGUCUCAUUACCAGUUGGUCUAAUAUCCAUUUAAUUUUCAUUCAUUUUGCACAAUUAACACUUAGUCCAAUUAGACCAAAUGGUAUAUGGACUUAAUGGCUAUUAGACCAACUGGUUAUUAGACAAAAUGCUAAGUGGACGAAUUGGCAAUUACAUGUAGACCAUGUGGAUAGUGGACGAACCGAUGGAAAACUAAAUGAUAGUAGAGGAGUUGGCAAUUGGACGAAUUGGCAUUAGACAAAUUGGAAAUAAACCAAUCUCAAGACUACAUCACAUUUACUUCUAAAUUUAAUUGUUUACAUUAGUUCAAGGCCCUGUACUGUUUUGAUAUUGUUUCAGUUACUGUAUAUAUUCCAUGCUUUCUCAUUGUUAUAAUUUCUUUCUCCGCCGGAAUAUUGAAUUUGUACAUUAUUGUCAAUCUACAGAUGCUCAUUGCUGGAGGGAUUGAUGGAUUCAUUUACACUAAACAUUCCUUGUAUUAUGCUUUGGGUGAAAACACAUGUAGUAGUGCAAUUAAUUGAAAUCAUUGUAAAAUGUGUUAGCAUGAAUGAUGAGAAAAAUCUUCUCUCCAGUUAAAGGUAAAUGCUAGUUUUGGUAACGAUCUCAAAAUGAGUUCGUACAGAAUCCAAUGAAAUGACCACCAAAGUGUCUGUUUGUAUAAAUAAAACGCAUGUGCCAAAGGAUUCUGGAAGAAAUUGUGUAAUUGCUGAGAAAUCAGCAAAUAAGCACAGGAUUCGGGUAGAGCGUCGGGCCCGACGCUCAAAGCAAUAAUUAUACACUGUCCCACGUGCGCUUAUCUGUGUUGGGGAAGUUCAGUCUGAACAUUUUUCAGCGUAGAUUUCAAGAUUUCACAAAGUUCAGUUUAUGUAACUGUACCAGAUCUAGAUCCUCGAUGAUAUACUGACAAUUAAGCCUGGUUUUACAGACUUUCUCAUGAAAUCAGUGUUUACUGCAACUACUGGAAUGUUCCACUUUCUUGUCAUGUGCACACCAUGGAAGCAUUUCAUGAAGGAAUUUAUAAUUAAUUUCGCUGUUAUAAGCUACUGACAUCAGUGCAUCUCAUUGGCCAAAAGCAACAUUUUCAGUGAAAAUUGCUUACAGGACCAUCAUGAAACACUCCCUUGAUUAAGUUUUCACCAAAGUUAUCGUGUUCUGUUUGCAAUUAUAUUAGCCUUGUACAAAAAACAUGUAAUUGAAUUGAACACAGUGAAAUCUACUACUCAUUUACCAAUACUUCAUACAAAAAUCUUUUGGUUAACAUAUGAAUGUCUGACAAGUUUAUUAUUGUAACAGGAAUUAUUGAAUUUGAAUUUCAUUUGUUCCACUUUUAAUACAAAUAACAUAUAUGUAACAAAUAUAUUCAUAAACAUAGUGUAUCGAUAUUAAUUUAACUAUUUAGCAUAAAAAAACCAUUUAAGAUAAGGUACACUACAGAAUGUUAUAAAGGAGCCUAAAUAAAAAGCAGAGCUUCAUCACAAUGAUGCAAUUAUGAGAUUCUCCAACCAGGAAUACACAUCUAGUUAAUUUCAUGCUUUUGAUAUAAUAAAAUAUCAAUUCAAAGGGUAGUAAAAGUAUAGUGACUAAUUUGGACACCUUUAGUAUACCUCAAUUGUAAAAGGGCUGUAUAAUAGCUAUAAAUAAUGACUGGAUCCAAGACUGAUUGUUUAAACUAUUGUUUAAAUCAAGUACAGUGCAAUGGGUGGGGGCAAGGGAGCAACAACCACCCUGUAUGUUUUUUCAGGUAGAGAAAAAAUUGAGAGGAAGAAGAAAGUAGAUUAUAAACAAAUGUCUGGGUCAUGUAAUUCUGUCCAUGCACCAAUUAGUCACUAAUGAAUAAAAUAAUGUCACAAUUUAAAAAAGGUCAUAUCGCCUCCCCCUUAUCAAAAUACCUUGAAUCGUUCUUGACCUAAAUAUCCAAUUUGAUGUGUGUAUCAUUGGUAAAUAUGUAAACAAGCAGUAAGAAAAUAAUAUGAAGCAUUACUACAUUAUGCUUGUAUUUAUGAAGGGUUAACAAUGCUUUAAAACAAUGAAUUUGAAUUUCAUUCCUGUUAAAUGCAGGAAAAUGUAGUUGCAAUGGUCAAUAAAUAUCUGACACAUUUUUGUUUGUUUUUGUAAA
Lytechinus pictus (painted urchin) is the source of this 5263-nucleotide messenger RNA. RefSeq names its product prolyl endopeptidase-like. The record is from RefSeq and is a predicted model, not a curated record. Gene Ontology annotation, biological process: proteolysis. The transcript is spliced from 17 exons. Gene Ontology annotation, molecular function: oligopeptidase activity; serine-type endopeptidase activity. NCBI's taxonomy places the organism in Eukaryota, Metazoa, Echinodermata, Echinoidea, Temnopleuroida, Toxopneustidae. Gene Ontology annotation, cellular component: cytosol. The coding region runs from base 104 to 2227 and encodes 707 amino acids.